CUUUCUCUCUUUUUCUUUCUUUCUCAGAAACCACAAUACAACGCACAUCCAUACCUCCUGUUCACCCGUUCCCAGGCCACGUAUAUACUCCAUAUAGCAUAGUUUAGUACAAGUACACCACGCCAGCAUAACGCUCUCGUUUGUCUUCAAUGACCAAUCUCCACAGCCAGGCUGUGGACAAAGCCAAUGGCCAUAGUAACGGCCAUGACAAAUCCAGCAGUAGUAACAGUACUAGUAGUAGAAGUAGCAGUAGCCAUCGUUCUGUCAUUCCGGGAGUCCAUGAAGUAAAUGAAUCCAAUGUGCCUCCGCCCAUGUACAAGAUCAUUCGAUUCUUCUUCAAGAUGUGUCUUCAUUCAUUCUAUAGCAAUGUUGAAGUCGAGGGAACUGAGAAUAUUGCUCCGGACAACUAUCCUGCUAUCCUUGUUGCAAACCAUAGCAAUAGUUUAACGGAUGCAAUUGCCAUCUUGGCUACAGUUCCUCCCACCAGCCGCAGUAUGCUCCGAUUGACUGCAAAGGAUACUUUUUGGCAUAAGCCAGGUGUCUUUAACUAUGUGAUCAAGAGUGCAGGCACAAUCCCAAUUAAACGGCGUAAAGACUAUGAUAAUCAAAAAGUGGACAAUACAGAUGCUAUGGGUGCAUUGAUCGAUAGUUUAGGAACCGGAAGUUGUGUUUGUAUGUUCCCUGAAGGCAUUUCACGAUACCAUCCUCAGCUUGCGCCCUUCAAGGCCGGCGUUGCCAUGAUUGCCAGUGAUACAUUGUCGCGAUUUAAAGACAAACCCGAUUUUUCACUAACAUUGAUAACAACAUCCAUUAAUUACUUGCACCGCGAGAAAUUCCGAUCAGAUGUCGUGGUCACAUUCCAUGCACCGAUUGUCCUCACACCUGAACAGGACACUAAACUGUAUUCAUCCAACAAGGAAGAACGCAACGAAGCCAUCCGCAAAUUAACAAAUCUAUUGGAAUCUACUGUCCGCUCAAACCUCUUGGAUGCUCUGGAUUGGGAUACUGUCAGGAUCGGACACACUGCCCGUAAAUUGUAUGCGGGUCACUUGGGCACUCGGAUCUCAUUGGGUCAGUACUUGAGGCUGACACGAAAGUUUGUGGCAGCAUUUAGUCAACAUAAACAGGAGACCGCCGCCGCCGCUGCUUCAGAGGCUAAAGAUGAAGAAUUGAGCAAUGGAGGCAGUGCAACAGCAACUGAUUCAUUGACGAUGAAGAGACCUGUCAAGAUGGACCCUGAGACUGUGCAGAAGAUGGAUGCUUUGGCCCACGAUCUUGCUGAUUAUCAAAACCAAUUGGACUUUUACCAUCUCAAGGAUUAUCGUAUUAAGCAGGGAAUGACUUCUGCUAAAGUCCUUAUUGGCAAACUCAUCCAACGGUUUCUUCUCGCGUGCCUUCUGUCUACUAUUUGCAUACCUGGACUAUUCCUCUGGGCACCAGUCUUUAUCGCUGUCAGAUAUCAAGAAAGACAGAUUCGCAAAAAGGGCCCGCUUGAGGAUAAUUUGGAUGAGAUUGCACAGUAUAAGCUAAUGAUUGCGACAUUCUUCCUGCCAGUGAUUUGGGGUUUCUGGGUCCUUGUGACUUUGCCAAUUGCCUUGAUCACUGGUCCUGCAAUUAUCGCUCUCAUGUGGCUGACGAUUCGCUGGCUUGAGGAUUUAAUCCACAAUGCAAAGUCAAUGUUAUCGUUAUUACGAUUAUUAUUCAUGACUGAAGAUACCAUGGUUUCAUUACAAACUUACCGUGAGGAAUUAGCAGAGCGCGUACAUGAGUAUGCGGUACAGUAUUUGAAGCUGCCAGAAGAUCCAGAGGAUCUGGUCAAGGAGAACAAGACUAUUAAGGGUAACAGUGGAUGGUUAGGUCGGUUAUCUGGAAGUUACUUUUCAAUUAAACGAAGGAGAAGAAAGGAUUGGAAUGAAGUCAUGCGUUUGCAUGAUGUUACAAAGUAUGGUUGAGUGGGUAAAAGGAAGAAACGAGAAAAUAUUGGCAAAUAAGUUCUGGUUGAUAAGAUGAAAUGAAAUAAAAAACGUCCGAU
Messenger RNA from Lobosporangium transversale, 2032 nucleotides. RefSeq lists its product as hypothetical. The coding region runs from base 150 to 1952 and encodes 600 amino acids. The transcript is spliced from 8 exons. Gene Ontology annotation, cellular component: endoplasmic reticulum membrane. Gene Ontology annotation, biological process: phospholipid biosynthetic process. Gene Ontology annotation, molecular function: glycerone-phosphate O-acyltransferase activity; glycerol-3-phosphate O-acyltransferase activity. NCBI's taxonomy places the organism in Eukaryota, Fungi, Mortierellomycota, Mortierellomycetes, Mortierellales, Mortierellaceae. The record is from RefSeq and is a predicted model, not a curated record.